Messenger RNA from Penicillium hordei, 1317 nucleotides. Its product is annotated as Peptidase C45 acyl-coenzyme A:6-aminopenicillanic acid acyl-transferase. The transcript has 2 exons. The coding region runs from base 1 to 1317 and encodes 438 amino acids. NCBI's taxonomy places the organism in Eukaryota, Fungi, Ascomycota, Eurotiomycetes, Eurotiales, Aspergillaceae. The record is from RefSeq and is a predicted model, not a curated record.
AUGUCCUUACAUCCGUUUUAUCAGCAUGUGGUAGUCAAGGGGUUGCCCUAUGACCGUGGAUUCUCCUAUGGUGAGCAAACCAAGGAGAAGAUCCAGCUCAAUGUCACGUACUAUAAGCAGCCAGGCAAACUAGGACCAUGGUCUUCGGUUUCGAGAGUCAUUCAAAACUGCUAUAUUCCGGGGCUGCAGCGCUACUGGCCAUCAGGAUGGGAAGAGAUGCGUGGUGUUGCCGCUGGUGCUGGUGUUACAGUCGAAGACAUCGUCAUGUUGAAUGCACGAUAUGACCUCUCGCAUGUAAAGUUCGAGGCUGUUCCCGAAACACCGGCCGCAGAAGAGCCCAAGACGGUGGAAGUCGUUCCUGAAAUUCCUCAGGAGACGCCUGCUGUCGAAGUCGCUGUCGAAAAUCCCAAGACAGCCGAGGUUGCUGAACCCACCGAGAAAAAGGCCGUCGGUGAAGAACAGCAGGUCGAAGUUGCAGAAGAAUGCACCUCCGCAAUCAUUCUCUCCCCUGCGACAAAGAACCGGGAAGUCUUCACUGCGCAGAACUGGGAUAUGUCUCACCGACUUGUCACUGAAGACGCCAUUAUCUACCUUGAGAUUCAUCCUGAUCCCUCCGAAAACGUCCCGUCAAUGUUCCUUGUCACUGAGGCGGGUCAGCUGGGCCGCUCAGGGUGCAACAGCGCUGGGCUAGGUCUCACAGCAAACUCCCUGCAGAGUAACAUGGAUCUAGCUCCCGAUUUAUCAAUCCCUAUCCCCCCCUCUGGGGUAUUGAGACGGCUUUUCCUUGAGCAGUCCAACUACUCAGCCGGACUGAAGAGCAUCGCCCGGACCCCACGCCACGUCGCGUUUAAUGUGAUGGUCUCAUCUGCCGACGAUAUUGGCAUGUGUCUGGAAGUGACACCGCAGACGAUCUUUAGGUCCGUCAUUUCAUCGGGCUCGGAAAAGCCGUACCUUGUGCACAGUAACCACUUCCAGACUGGCCCCUUCCUGUCACAGACGCAAAUUGCCGACACAUACCUCGGUGGGAGCUCAUGGUAUCGGGGUGAUCGACUCGAAGCGGGUCUGUGCAAACAGGCACAAAAGGAAAAUUUGAUCGAACAGGAUAUUGUGUCGGCAUUCCAGGACCAUGCAGGUUAUCCGCACAGUCUAUGUGAGCAUGUUGUUGAAGCAACAGGUUCUAAAGAGGAGAACUCUGGGCCGUAUUCUGGGCCUACGUCGACCGUUUGCUGUGUCGUUUAUAAUCUGUCUAAGCGCACGGUGCGAGUGUGUAAAGGUUGCCCAUGUGAGGGGACAUUUCAAGAUUUCGAGUUGCGAUGA